AUGUUCAUCAAGCUUGUGACUCGCGGCAACAGCAGCGACGAUAGUUCACUAUCCCCGGCAAUGAUUGAUCUAUUGAUCUCUCUCUUGAUUCUCAUUCUACUCGGCAUUGCAUUAGUCGCUACUCUUCUUGUUCUGCGACGAAAGCGCCAAAAUCAGAUGAACUCCGAACUCCCAGUUCAUAACGGGCAGUGCUCGCCCAACCAUCGUCGUCUCACGAUCUCCGCAUCUUCAAACACGAGGACACAGUCUAUUUUGGUGUACGACGAGAAGCGCAGCUUGAUGGAGAACUCGUCAAGCCCCCCACCCAGUCCGGUCCCUGAAAUCCGCAUUACGUUCCCCGAGGAGGAAGACGAGUCUGGAAAGCGCAAGUCCGGCCGUGUUGUAGUGGUGAGAAUUAGUGAUGCCGGCGCCGUCGGGUUGGAACCAUGCAAUGAAGAGCUUCCACCUUAUCAGUCCAGCGACGCGGAACGUUUCCAAUCCUUGGACAUUGAACGCAUGGGCGGCCUCAAGGAGAAAGAGGAUAUGAAAAGAUGGUCUUAA
Molecule: messenger RNA, 540 nt
Organism: Aspergillus pseudoviridinutans
Lineage: Eukaryota; Fungi; Ascomycota; Eurotiomycetes; Eurotiales; Aspergillaceae
Exons: 1
Coding region: 1-540 (179 amino acids)
Source: RefSeq, a predicted model, not a curated record